Messenger RNA from Dicrocoelium dendriticum, 4793 nucleotides. NCBI's taxonomy places the organism in Eukaryota, Metazoa, Platyhelminthes, Trematoda, Plagiorchiida, Dicrocoeliidae. The record is from the annotation of a GenBank genome assembly.
CUCGCCUGAGCCGAAGCAGAGUCAUCCUCCCUGCGCGCUUCCUGGAUUGCAAAGAAGGAGAUCAUUCAACAGUGUUUGGUUCUCCCCUUCUAAAAAGGCAGCUAAUGUUAGCAAGGCCACUCUCCACACGAACGAUGCUAAGACUGGCGACAACGUAGCGGAAAUUGAGAUGCUCACGCCUCCACACCACAUUAGUCUUGUGGACAUAGGAAAUAGUGUAGCUUCACUUGAUGCACCACGUUCUGACAAACCAGUAGGGAUUGGGAUAAAUCCCCACACCACUAUUGAAACAGAUACAAGUCCAAAAACAUCAAAUGGGACUGUCGAUAGCUCCAGUGAAGGUACGUUACGGCCCAUUGACAUUAUGACUACACAUAGCAGCAGUGGUCAUGGUUCGCGUCCUAAGCGUCUUAGAUCAAACAGGGGCCUUCGUGCUGGAGAGGUGACUCCCCGUGUCCCAAUGACAGUCGUGAAUUAUAAUGCAGCUGCACAGAGUGGCAAGCCAAAAUUCCCCAUUGUUCCUGCGAUGAGCCAAGGCUGUUCUCCUGGCAGGCCUGUACAUGGCUUUGCUGAAUCACAGACCACUUAUUUAUGCCCCUAUCCAUACUCUAUUCCGCCUCCUCCUCUCACAAUGCCUUCUGUGAGCCCUUCGGCAAUGACACCCUAUCCAAUUAAGCUCAAUCGCCCCGACUUACCACAGCAUUCUUUUUGCAUUCCCCCACCCAUUCCCCCACCCCCCCUAAUCCCGAUAGGACUGGCGAAUCUCACGGUAAGGGAUUUGCUGCGGAAGGCUUUAGAACUAAUGUGAUUGCAAGAAUAAAUACUGGACGGAGUGAUAAACAACGCCAGGAGUUUUUAAAACUGGUGAUAAUUAAUAUCCGUUCUCUGUUGAAUAAACUUCAUUUACUCCGCACCUUCAUAAGUCUGAAUAAACCAGAUAUGAUUUUACUCACUGAAACCUGGUGUCAUGAUUCUAUGCCCAGCCAGCUGCUUUCUAUCGAAGGUUAUAAGCUUAUUAGAAGUGAUCGAAAACAAGGCAGAGGAGGUGGUUGCAUAAUUUACUACUCACAGAACCUCACUGUGUCUGAAUUCACACUUCCACUUAUAUGCCCCACUAUUGAUUCCGCUUGGUUACUCUUGUCCUUUGGUACUAAGCGAAUUCUUGUAGGCUGUAUAUACCGCUCACCCGGGACCAGCCUCAGUGAUGAGAACCAGUUGGUUGACAUCUUCAAUUACAUAUCGGACCUUGGUUCCUUCGAUAAAGUUGUAGGUGGAGAUUUCAACCUACCAGAUAUCUGUUGGUCAAACUUAGUAACAAACGCGAAACAUGCAGAGUUCAUAACCUCCGUCAUCACUGGGGGUUGGGAGCAACAUGUUCUCGUGGCUACCAGGGGGAAAAAUAUAUUAGACCUACUUUUUACCUCAGGCACCUCCCAGAUAGCUACUGAUGUAAUUGACGGUCUCCCUGGAUGUGAUCACAAAAUAGUCAGAUUUAAACUUAUAGCUGAGUCGUCGCAUGUGAGGUUUGCGAUGGUUCCACACUUCCUGCGAAAUAUUAAUUGGGUAGAUUUCUCAGCUUUGCUUAGGGUCCAAAAUUGGGACCAUUUCUUUCUUUCGUCUGAUAUUAAGGGAGCCUCCGAUAUCUUCUAUGACAAUGUGGCUAUGUGCUUAAGCAUACUUGCCUCCUGUGAUAACACGAGAGUCUCUUCUAAAUACGCUAAUAAUGCAAAGGACAAGCGGAAAAUUCGAGUGCUAACUCGAACAUUUGAACGUACUCAUGACUUUAGUGUAUUAUUGAGACUCCAACGCCUUAUAAUUGAGAUGGACAUGAAACAUCGAACUCGUCUCAUGCAGGAAGAACGACGGGCUGUAAAUAGUAGUAAUACAAGUCAACUGGUGACUGCAUUACUGAGGAAAAGGAGAGGUGGCAAAACUGACCUACCCUCCCACAUCGUCAUGCCUGAAGGUGAUUGCAUUGAUUCCCCAAUCGCCAUGGCGGAAGCCUUUAACUCAUACUUUGCUAGAUCCUUUAAUGUUGAAAAAGAAACCCUGGAUUUGUCAACCUCAUUUCACUUCUCUGAACAAGUCCCAGCGAUCGAGCUUAGUGUUGCUACGAUAAAACGUAUGCUUACUUGUCUACGACCAUCCUACAGACCUGGCCCCGAUGGGAUCUCUUCUGCUUUAAUCAAACACGGUGGAGAUGAUAUCCCUCUUAUAGUAUUAAAUAUCUUCUCUUUGUCUCUCCAGUCUGGUCAAUACCCCGAACGUUGGAAAACGGCUACGGUCAUACCGAGACAUAAGUCCGGGUCGAAAACUGACAUCCGGAACUACCGCCCCAUUAGUCACACAGCCAUUCUCUCACGCAUGCUAGAGAGAAUUGUUAAGGAACAUUUGGUUUCGUUCCUAAUAUCGCACAAACUUCUCUCACCUUCACAGCAUGGCUUUCUGAAAUCUCGCUCGUGUGUUACCUGUCAAGUUGACUUCCUUAACCAUCUAACUGAAGCAAUUGACUCAGGUCUUCAGUGCAUUGUUAUCUUCCUCGACAUGCAAAAGGCUUUUGACAGAGUCCCACACAAAAAGCUGUUAUGUAAAUUAAGUAAGUACGGUGUUACAAACCCGCUUUACUCUUGGAUCCAAUCUUACCUUGUAGGACGGUCGCAAGUUGUGGAUAUCAAUGGUUACAUCUCUUCACCUCGUCCGGUUACCAGUGGAGUGGUGCAGGGCAGUGUCUUAGGCCCGUUGCUCUUCCUACUGUAUAUAAAUGACCUGGUUUCUGUCAUACAAUUUGGGAAGCCUUAUUUAUUUGCUGAUGAUUUAAAGGUGGUCUACACGUUCCCAGGUUCUCAGCGUACCGCUGAAGUUAACAAUAUCCAAAGCGACUUGGAAGCCAUUGAGAGAUGGGCUGAUAUGUGGCAGAUGACAUUUGCAACAUCGAAGUGUAGUAUUCUAUCGUAUGGAUGUCAGAUAGCAGCAGAAGUGUUCAGGCUUCAUGAUGAAGUCAUUCCCAUCAGCCAGUCUGUUCGUGACUUAGGUUUAAGAUAUUCUAGUUCGUUAAACUUUAGCGAACAUACAAAUCAUAUAGUGAAAAAGGCUAAGCAGUCGGUCGGGCUCAUAUGCCACCUGCUAACCUUGAAAGAAACCAGACUAAUUGCUUUCAAAAUCAGUAUCUGGCCUUUGCUUGAAUAUUGUUGUGCUGUGUUCAGUAACUUGCGAAAGGCUGACUUGAGAGCCAUUGAAAACGUCCAACGCGCCUUUACGAAGCGCAUAUUUGGCUGUUCAACCGCUCUUUCAUACCGAGAUAGGUGCAAGCAAUUGAAUCUUGAACCUCUGUGGUUACGAAGAAUGCAACUAAAUCUGUGCUUCCUCCACAAACUCGCGUGGCGGAAAGCAUAUAUUGGAACCUAUCAAUUGCACUUUCGGGAAAACACCACUUAUGAACUGCGAGAUAAAGAAUGCAUAUUCUAUUUACCUAAAUUCAAGAGCAGUCUAAGGAGAAAUUUCUAUCUUCUUAGGUAUGGCUCCAUUUGGAAUAAGCUGCCAAAAGAGAUUAGAUGUAUUGAACAUUUCUGCAUGUUCAAGAAAAUGAUAAAGGCUUAUCUGUCAACGGACAGAGCGAAAUGGAUCUUAAACAUUCAAUUUGAUGAUGAAAAACUGUAUGAAGAAGGGCCGGAUCAUGUAUGAUACCGGAGAACAUCAACUCUACUGCACCAGAGAAAACUUGAUCAGCUAGGAUGAGCUGAUACAAACCGCUUCUUAUGCUAUUCCUUAACGCUACAUUCCAUGCGGUUUUACUCCCUUUAAACUUAAUUCAUAUCAGCUGUCUUCUGUUUAAAACCGAGAGCAAAAUUAUUUACUGGUGUGACGUCAGGAGCUAUUUUCGUAAUUUUCCCCACAAAUUGAUUAAUUCGUAAUAUUGUUCUGCGAUCCCUUUCGCUACAUUUGUUCUCCAGUGCUAAUCAUUUCCCCCUCUUUUCUGAAACUAACAGUCCAGAAACAUAUACUUGAAUUCAAGGAUGGCAAUAACUGAUUCCCUACGCGACUUUUGCCUAUGGACAACUUGUACAGUCAUCUGUCUCCGGGUGUCACGCUACACAAUUUAUCGUAUGAUCGGCUCGAUCGAUUUCUACGCCGAUGUACAAAACAUACCUGCCUAUUUCUUACAUUAACGAUAUAGUACCUCUUUCACAGAAUUCUUCUUUUCUAUAUUCUUCCUUAUUUCAUAGUUGGCCACGACUGGGCUGAUCUCCUGUGGUGACGGAUUACAGCUUCCAGAUUAUAAAAGACGUUACCUAUGCAAGGCAAAUUGCCACCAACUGUCUGGCGUAUAAAAAAGUGCCAUAAUAGAAUGAUCCGCAUGACGGACUGGGCUGAGCCUUCAUGGCCCAUAAUACAUGUUCAAAAACAGCUCUAAAAUGAACAAAACAUAUGAUAUACAGGUGAUGGCUCAUAUGCUACUAUGCCACACCGGCACACGGCCAGUUAUUGCAUGGAAGUGCGAGCGAAACCUUUCGAGGGAAUACCUUGCAUGGAAGCAGGUCCCCUGGGGAUGGUUCCACGAGUGGCCGUAUUACUUUAACUGGACAUCUGUUUAAAUUUGCUUACGUUAUUGUUCCUGCUUUUUAUUUUCUUUAAUGCCUUAAUCCUGCCAAUUAGUUUAGUACCUGUUUUUGGAUCCAUUGUAAAAAGCGUGAACAAAUUGAUUAUUUUUUUGCGAUCUUGUUGUACACAUUGAUCAGACCACAUAGUUGGACUGCACCUCGAAACACCGAGGAAUAUAACAUUUAGUUAUUUAU